This is a messenger RNA of Peromyscus eremicus (cactus mouse), 2585 nucleotides long. RefSeq lists its product as uncharacterized. The record is from RefSeq and is a predicted model, not a curated record. The coding region runs from base 1067 to 2131 and encodes 354 amino acids. The transcript has 17 exons. Lineage: Eukaryota; Metazoa; Chordata; Mammalia; Rodentia; Cricetidae.
UGCUUCCUUUCCUGUUACCUUUGCCAAAUUCCUGUCCUUUUCAGAUUGGAAUUGCAGAACAUAAUCAUAGAAUUUUGUAACAUAUCUAGGCUUGGGAUGUGUGUUGCUGACCCUCCAUUUAGCUUAUUUGCCUGAACCAGGGAACUAGCUGUCUUUCAGGUUCUUUGAGCCUGUACUUUCAGGAAUCUGCACCUUCCUGGGAUGAAUAUUGAAAGGCCAGAGAGCAUCACUGAAGACUGCAAAAGAGGGAACGAGGAGUGGUGUCCUAUAUAAGGAAGACAUCUAGAGAACCUAGAGGGAAACAGAGGCAAAAGUCCCAGGGAUCUGCUUUUCCAGAAGUCUCUGCCAUCAACCGAGCACAUAUGAAGGUUUUUAAGUGCUUGGUAGUUUUUGAAUCAGCCUCCACCAGUGUAAUAACUGAAUUAUUACAUUUUAAUGUUUGAACACCCAUGAUAAGAGGAUUUCAAACCUCAAUGUGCACAUUUGUUUGUUCACUUAUAACUUUAAUGUUCAAGGAUUUCACAUCUUUUUCAUGACUUUAUUAGCUGUUUGACAAUGAAUGGAUGUGAUGGUUUCCUUUCAAUGGGUAUUUUCCAUGCUCAAGAAUGAAGGUUGCCAUUUAGUAGUUAUAUAGUUUUGUGCUUUAUUAAUAGAGUAGAAUGAGGACACUAUUGUUUUGCUUUAUUUGGGGCUAUUACCUUUACUUAAAUUAAUGAUUAAAGGGUAUGUGAGCAAUUAAUUGUAAUUUGCGUGCAAUCAUCAGGACAGUUUUCAAAACAAAUGAUUUUCAGGUUCCACAAAUAUAUUGACUGACACUAUUUGAUGUGGAACUAUGUGGAACUCUUUCUUGACAAAUGCAGAGAUUAGGAGAAGGGGAGACAGAAAUUAACAGCUGAACAAAUUUUAUAAAACAGAUGUCUUAUAACAACAGAAACACCAUCUGCUAUUCAAAUAACUAAACAUUCAAGACAAAUGCUUUUGUCCACUACUCACUUAUUUGUUGUUGUGUGUUUUGCUUCAAAGACAUCACUUUGAAUUUGAGUACCUGAUUUCCGUGUGUACAGGAAUGGAGGACACAGCUAAUUUGAAAACUCAGCAAGAUAUUCCUGAGAAUAGUCUGAAAAGUGGUGCGGAUGACUUACCGAUAGCUUCCAAACAAUAUGAAAAUGUAGAAGAACAAGAAGAAGAACUAGAAUUAGAAACAAUACCGGAUUUAGAACUGGAAAAUGCAAAUGUUUGUCAUAAGAAUGAAGACUAUCAAAAAUUGAAAGCUGCCCAGUCAUCCAACGUAGGAAAUGGUCCAGAAGAAAAUGAAAUAAUUCAAGUUUGGGCUGAAAAAUGUCCGCAUCUAGAGCUGAGGGAUUUUUGUCAUCUAGUCUCCAGAUCCAAGCCUGAAACACAGCAAUCUCAAACAGUUUGGGCUGAAAAAUGUCCACACCCAGAGCAGAGGGAUUAUUCUCAUCGAAUUUCCAAACCCAAGUCUGAAACACAGCAAUCUCAAGCAGUGUGGGCGGAAAAAUGUCCUCACUCAGAGCUGAGGGAUUAUUCACGUCCAAUCUCCAAACCUGAGUCUCUACCACACCAAUCUCAACCAGAUAUAAUAUUUUCAGAAGAACUAGAAGAAGAAAUAACAGAAUUUAAAGUGGAAAAUGAGAGAAGUUUUGAUAAGAGUGCAGAAAAUCAAGAAUUUAGUGUGUCUGACCCUAAUGGACCACAGAAAUCUUCCACAAAAGCUCCCAACUCAUCCAAUAUGGACAAUGAUGCAGAAAAGAAUGUAAUAAUGCAUCAGGAGAGAACAUCUGUCAUGGAAGACCAAGAACAUGCCUCAGAAGAGCAGAGGCAACACAGUGCUAGAAAAACUAAGCGGCCAUUUAGUGUGUCUGACCCCAAUGGACCACAGAAAUCUUCCACAAAAGCUCCUGACUCAUCCAAUAUAGACAAUGAUGCAGAAAAAAUUGUAGUGAUGCAUCAGGAGAGAACAUCCAUCAUGGAAGACCAAGAACAUGCCUCAGAAGAGCAGAGGCCGCACAGUGCUAGAAAAACUAAGCGGCCAUUUAUUGAUGCUAUAAGAGCAUGCUUUUGUGCAUGUUUCACCAAAAACCGGAUCUCUUCUUCCCACUACAAGAAAUAGAAGAGAAAACAUAAAAAAGUGAUGAACUUGGACAAGCCUACUACAAUUGCCUGACAACUUCUCCGACCAUCCACAAUAAGACAACUCAGGAGAAAAUCUGUCUCUUCUCCAAUAAUUGCUCUAAGAAAAAGCACAUUUUUAUUUUAUGUUUUAGAAUAAUAUAGUAUUAUAUUACAUAUUCUUCAGUGUUAUUUUCACCUGUUUAUUUUGUUUUAUUAUGUUAUACUAUAUUACACUAUUAUAUUAUCUUCAGUUUUUAUUUCCAUAUGUUUAUCUUGUUUUAAUAGAUUAUGUUAUAUUAUGUUAAUAUAUUAUGCUUUCUUCAGUGUUUAUUUUACAUUUACCUUCCUUCCCUUGAUGUAAAUAGUUCAUGUAUAUGUGUACAUAUGUAUAUAUGUAUAUAUGUUUAUAUGUAUAUAUGUUUAUGUGCUUUGUAAUAUAUUUUUAGAAGAUA